Petromyzon marinus (sea lamprey) is the source of this 2344-nucleotide messenger RNA. It is a transcript of the gene PARP16, whose product is annotated as poly(ADP-ribose) polymerase family member 16. Lineage: Eukaryota; Metazoa; Chordata; Hyperoartia; Petromyzontiformes; Petromyzontidae. The record is from RefSeq and is a predicted model, not a curated record. Gene Ontology annotation, molecular function: NAD+ poly-ADP-ribosyltransferase activity.
AUCACCCCCACCCCCACCCCAUCGUUGUUACUCUCCGACUCUGCCUGCUCGUCACAGCUGACACCGCCUCCUCGUUCUCGACAAACAACCGCGGCGGACUCGUGGCUUUUAAACAUCACCACCACCACCACCAGAACCACCGCAACCACCACCACCAAUAAGAUUCAUUAAAUCGACACGGCCACACGAGCAUGUUGGCGGAGGAGGCGCGUGGUUGGGAGCCGGCAAAUCAAGCAGCAGAAGAAGAAGGAGGUGGAGGUGGUGGUGAAGGUGGGGAUGAUCACGAAGACGGGGAUCGAGUGGGACCGAGAGGCCCUGGGGAUGCCGUGCGGGAGGCGUUGCGCGGCGAUCCGGGAGCCGCCGACCUCCGCCUGAGCCUCGUGGCGGCCGCGCUCCUCGGCUACAGACGCCACUCGCUCCUGCGGCCCUUCCCGUCGGGCUACGGCAACGGGGGCGAGGAUGGCAAGGACUUCACAGCCCUGCUGGCGGACAUGAGUGCCGUGCCGAGCGUGCAGCAGCUCCUGCGCGAGGACGUGGACGUUGCUCCCCGCAUCCUGGAACUCCUGCACUGGGCACUCACGUCCAAGCACUUCACCGUCUGCAGCCAGAGGAAGGACGAGUUUUCCAAGAUUGAGGCACUGACGGGUUCCCCAGGCGUGCCGGUCCCCGCGCCAGACUUCGUUUUCUCGGUGACGUACAGCGAGACGGCCGAGCGCCGGUUUCGGGAAAUGCGUGGGGAGCUGGACAUACUGUACGCCUACCACGGCAGUCGGCUUGAGAACUUCCAUUCGAUCCUCCACAACGGCCUGCAUUGCCACCUCAACAAGACGGCGCUGUUUGGCGAGGGCACUUAUCUAACAAGCGACUUGAGCCUGGCGCUGCUCUACAGUCCGCACUCGCAGGCGUGGAGGCUGAGCGCUCUCGGUGCCGCACUUAGCUGCGUCGCGGUGUGCGAGGUCAUCGACCACCCCGACGUCAAGUGUCAGGUCAAGCGGAAAGAUGCCGACGGCUUGGACCGGAGGAGGGCACGUGCACGGCACAGCGAGGGUGGAGACGUCCCACAGAAAUACUACGUCGUCACCAACAAUCAGCUCCUGCGGCAUUCCGUGGCAGCGAUCAUGGCUGGGACGGCACCGGUUUGCGGUGGGGAUGGCGGUCUACGGCCUCAUUCUCCUUCUCCUCGGAGCACUCAACUCCCCAACGGUGCUGCACUACUGGAGACGCUACCUCUCGGGCGACUGAUGGCAGUGGCGAUUGUCCCCCUCCUGCCUGCCUACAUCCUAAAGCAAACUCUUUCGCUGUUUGUUAGUCUGAGCACGAUGUGCUUCUUUCGAACUCUUGGGACACCUGGCACAUCUUUGUUAAUUGAACCUUAUGGCCGUACCCCAGGGUAUCAUCGUACCCCGGCUCUCGCGUAAUGUCUGUGAUCCAGUCAUUUUUAGUCUGUUGAUGGUCGGCGAUGCGGCAAUCGACUCAUCUCGACGAGCUGUACACGAUGUACUACGGUGCGUACUGCGAGCGUUCAGGGGUUCAGCGUAAUCGUCCUCGCUGCGUUUCGACAUCGCGGAGCAGCACUGAUUUCGGAUUGAUUGGUACCCCCAGUCGCGGAAUUAAGUACACCCCUGGAAAAAAUAGUGUCCCAGAAAUAAAAUAUUUCAUUGCCUUGGCCAUUUUGUAUUAUUUGGUACCCCGGGGUACCGCCAUAAGGAUAAAUUGUUAUUGUAGUGAAAUCGUUUACAACUAUUGUCCUGAUGAGCUUUUGUUUACAUCACUGGUGAACUUACAAAGAUGGGCAGAAUAUCAUGGUGCGUUUCUUUGGUGUAAUUUUCUCAAAAAUUUACAUUGUGUUUCGUGAAAGAAUAAUAAAUAUAGGAAUGCACUUAUCUCAAUCUAAAAAAAAGCUAUUAACUUGCCAAUUGGUAACCAAAGUACCUUAAAUACCUUUGCUGCAAGUUGUAUGUGUCUGUCAUUUUUAAAUUCACACUAUAAACAGCGUGAGCUGCUUUUUAGCUUCGCUUUAAAUCAUGCAUUGAAUUGUCAAGAAUUAUUCACAACUUAAUUGUGCAUUUCACCAUGCUAGUCUCUGCACUUAACUCGUGCUAGAUUGUUUAAUUCGCAAAACAUGUGGUUAAAUUUUGUAAAUCCUUUGCUUUCAGCAAAUAUUUGCUUUCAUCUUAAGGUGAAAAUUCAUACUCGUUGUGCCUCAGCAUCAUCUUACGUGGGAUUGCCUAAGUUGUAACAUUCAUUAAAUGCAGCAUGAUCGUGUUUUAUAAUAGAUGUCAAACUUAUUCCAGCCACUGGCUAUUUAUGUCACCAUAUGUAUAUUGGCCUUUUUCACUUGUUU